ACGCAACGCAUCCGCGCGACACCUAGCCCUUCUCGAUCUCUCUCUCGCUGCAGAUCCAAACCAACCUCACCGUCGACGAGGAAGAAGGCGGCGGCGGCGGCGGAGGCGAAGGCGGCGAAGAUGCAGUACAAGAACCUGGGGAGGUCGGGGCUGCGGGUGAGCCAGCUGUCGUACGGGGCGUGGGUGACGUUCGGCAACCAGCUGGACGUGAAGGAGGCGAAGGCGCUGCUCCAGGCGUGCCGCGACGCCGGCGUGAACUUCUUCGACAACGCCGAGGUGUACGCGAACGGGCGCGCCGAGGAGAUCAUGGGGCAGGCGAUGCGGGACCUCGGGUGGCGCCGCUCCGACGUCGUCGUCUCCACCAAGCUCUUCUGGGGAGGGCAGGGCCCCAACGACAAGGGCCUCUCCCGGAAGCACAUCGUCGAGGGCCUCCGCGGCUCGCUCAAGCGCCUCGACAUGGACUACGUCGACGUCGUCUACUGCCACCGCCCCGACGCCACCACCCCCGUCGAGGAGACCGUGCGCGCCAUGAACUGGGUCAUCGACCACGGCAUGGCCUUCUACUGGGGCACCUCCGAGUGGUCCGCCCAGCAGAUCACCGAGGCGUGGAGCGUCGCCAACCGCCUCGACCUCGUCGGACCCAUCGUCGAACAGCCUGAGUACAACCUCUUCUCGCGCCACAAGGUGGAAUCUGAGUUCUUACCUCUUUACAGCACGUAUGGCCUGGGUUUGACUACAUGGAGCCCUCUAGCUUCGGGAGUUCUCACUGGAAAGUAUGCCAAAGGAAAUAUACCUGCUGAUAGUAGGUUUGCCCUAGAAAAUUACAAGAACCUGGCCAACAGAUCUCUGGUUGACGACACACUGAGAAAGGUGAAUGGGCUAAAACCAAUUGCUUCUGAGCUUGGUGUUUCGUUAGCCCAACUUGCUAUCGCGUGGUGCGCAUCGAACCCAAACGUCUCAUCUGUGAUCACUGGAGCCACAAAAGAAAACCAGAUUGUUGAAAACAUGAAGGCCCUCGAUGUCAUUCCGCUGCUAACCCCAGAAGUCGUCGACAAGAUCGAAGCGGUGGUCCAAAGCAAGCCGAAGCGCACCGAGUCAUACAGAUGAAGCGGUACAGGGGGUGUGCAGAGUGUGCUCCAGGGAUUUCAGGAUUUACCCGGUGGGAUUCUUUUAGACGAUAUUAUUAUCUUCCAUUGUCUUAUGUUUGGAAGCUGCUUUAUGUGCCUGGGUUUGUGUAGUUGGGAAAUGGUGUCCAGUGGUACUCUGCUCUAUAUACAUUUUGUCAUGUGGACCACUCACUUGUUGCUGUCGGUGAUAUAUAUACCUUGGUCUUUUCCGUGUGCAUCUAUC
This is a messenger RNA of Oryza sativa Japonica Group (Japanese rice), 1350 nucleotides long. The record is from RefSeq and is a predicted model, not a curated record. NCBI's taxonomy places the organism in Eukaryota, Viridiplantae, Streptophyta, Magnoliopsida, Poales, Poaceae.